Molecule: messenger RNA, 646 nt
Organism: Zeugodacus cucurbitae (melon fly)
Lineage: Eukaryota; Metazoa; Arthropoda; Insecta; Diptera; Tephritidae
Exons: 2
Coding region: 75-602 (175 amino acids)
Source: RefSeq, a predicted model, not a curated record
UCGAACGAGGCGUUUAAUUGUGGGUGCAAAUUAAUAUUAGAAUUGUACAAGAAGCUGAAGUGAGUGUAUUUAAUAUGUAUCAACGUGUCGCCUUAAUAGGCCUACUGGCUAUAGUGCCUUGGCUGUUGCUCGCCAAUGCAGCGGAAAUACGACAAGAGCAAUUGGAAGAUGACAAGAAUGUAAUCGUUAAAGUGGUUACACCCGAAGAGAUGGAUAAGAUUUUGGCGCAAAAUCCCAAUGCUGUAGAACUGAAAGCUACAAGAGCAGAGAUUCAGGGUCGCUAUCUGCAGCCACAGGGCAGAAGCAUAAUCACCUAUACUUUGGGCGAAAGCAGACAGGAUGGUGAUAGACUCGUCGCGAGCGACUCGAGCACAAACGAUUAUGAUGUGCCCACAACGUUGACUGUAACAAUGCGGUAUCCUAGCGCCGGCGCUGGCCCCGGCGCCGUUGUUACAUUUGUAAAAAUCCAGACAUAUCAAAGCAACAACGAUGGACGCGCUUAUGCCACAAGUGGUGGUAUUGGGCAGCGCACUAUUGUUGUGGCGAUUGAGGCGCAUAGAACCACUUACUUUGACUUCUUCUCUUGGGUUUAUGGCAAAUAAAUUAAUGUAUAUAAUGUAAAUAAACCUGUUAUUAGCAAAUAUAA